Messenger RNA from Triticum aestivum (bread wheat), 1044 nucleotides. RefSeq names its product probable glutathione S-transferase GSTU6. Gene Ontology annotation, biological process: glutathione metabolic process. The transcript is spliced from 2 exons. The record is from RefSeq and is a predicted model, not a curated record. Gene Ontology annotation, molecular function: glutathione transferase activity. NCBI's taxonomy places the organism in Eukaryota, Viridiplantae, Streptophyta, Magnoliopsida, Poales, Poaceae. Gene Ontology annotation, cellular component: cytoplasm. The coding region runs from base 24 to 767 and encodes 247 amino acids.
UAGAGAACCUUCAACGACGAUCGAUGAUGGCCGGCGCUCAAGAGCAAAGGCUCAAGCUGCUGGGGCCGGGGACCGGGGUGAGCAUGUACACGAUUCGCGUCCAGAUGGCGCUCUGCAUCAAGGAGCUGAGCUACGACUUCCUCCCCGAGGACCCCUGGAGCAAGAGCGACCUCCUCCUUGCGUCCAACCCCGUGUACAAGAAGCUCCCCGUCCUCAUCCACACUGGCAGACCCGUCUGCGAGUCGCUCAUCAUUGUGCAGUACCUUGACGACGCCUUCGCCGGCAACAGCACUUCCAUCCUCCCCACCGACCCCUACAGCCGUGCCGUCGCCCGCUUUUGGGCUUCCUACAUCGACGACAAGUUGUUCCCUUCAUGCAUCGGCAUUCUCAAGACGGCAAAGCAGCAUGAGAGAGCCGACAAGGUGGAGGAGACCUUGGCGGCGUUCGGGCUCUUAGAGGCCGCCCUGGCGGAGUGCUCCAAAGAAGGGGAGGCUGAGGCACUGUUCUUUGGCGGUGGCUCUCUCGGGCUGCUCGACAUUGCCCUGGGGUGCUAUCUUCCCUGGAUCAAAGCGAUAGGCCACCUUGCCGCCAUGCCGCCGUUCCUCGACGCGGCUAGGACACCAAAGCUGGCCGCGUGGGCGGAGCGGUUCAGGGCCGCCGAGCCGGUUAGGGCGCUGCUGCCUGCGGAGGACAAGGUGGAGGAGUACAUCUCAACGGUUCUUUAUCCAAAGUGGAACGCCGCGCUCACUGCGUCGGCAACUAAUUAGAGAUCAUGUCGCCCCGUUCCAUCGUUGUUGCUGUGCUCGCCUUCAAAUUCAGUUGGUGUUUUCACGAGUUGUUGUGCUCGUUGAACUUUUUUACUCCCUCUGUCCCAAAAUGUAAGAACGUUUUUAACACUAUACUAGUAUAAAAACAUUCUUAUAUUAUGGGACGGAGGGAGUACUUGGUUAUUAGGGUCUGAUCGCCAUGGAUGGUGCACAUGCGUGCACUGUCUUGGAUCUGACUUUGCUGUUUUGGGAAUAAAUUAAAGCUUCGUCUAUCUUU